Tricharina praecox is the source of this 782-nucleotide messenger RNA. RefSeq lists its product as uncharacterized. The transcript has a single exon. The record is from RefSeq and is a predicted model, not a curated record. The coding region runs from base 48 to 512 and encodes 154 amino acids. Lineage: Eukaryota; Fungi; Ascomycota; Pezizomycetes; Pezizales; Pyronemataceae.
CUCUACUCUAUGAUACUCGACGUGGGUGCGCCGCAGAGUGAAGUCAUAUGUACAUAGACUGUUUACUUACAUGGCCCAUCCAAUGGAGUCUUGCUUCCUCCUGCUGCUGCUGCGCAUGCCUGCCCUACCCAUCUCUGCCUACCUACCCACCUACCCACCUACCCACCUACCCACCUACCUACCUACCCACCUACCUACACUCGUAUGUAUGCACACUCCUAUGCACCCAUAUGCACACUCGCACUCUACAUACCCACAUACUCUACAUACAUACAAAAUUCGUGGUAAGUACCGCUCUCUAUGCAGAAGACGUGCGCCGAAGUGCAAAACAGUGCAGCAUAUCUACCGUACCAGACCGAGUCAAUCGCCGGUUUCGCGCCACGCGCCGCCCCGGCGUGGCCGCCGCCGAUUCUCAGCCCGUGUGCUGGGUUGUGCAGAUCGGAGGGCGGAAAUUUGGAAUUGAUGGCUUACAUAUGGGAUUGGCACAUGGCACAUGGAUGGUGGGUGGGUGAUGGGUGAUGGGACGAUAUGUAUGCACCUUGGUACGGUGUGUGUGUAUUUAUGGAUGGAUGGAUGGGUGGAUGGAUAUGGGUAUGGAUGUGGGUAUGGUAUGUAUGGUAUGGAUGGAUGUGGGUAAGUAUGGUAUGGAUGGAUGUAUGCACCAUGGUAUGUGUGUAUGUGUGUAUGUGUGUAUGUGUGUAUGUGUGUAUGUGUGUAUGUGUGUAUAUGUGUGUAUGUGUGUAUGUGUGUAUGUGUGUAUAUGUGUGUAUGUGUGUAUGUGU